Messenger RNA from Ambispora gerdemannii, 423 nucleotides. NCBI's taxonomy places the organism in Eukaryota, Fungi, Glomeromycota, Glomeromycetes, Archaeosporales, Ambisporaceae. The record is from the annotation of a GenBank genome assembly.
AUGCCAAAAAUCGUUUCAAGCUCUACAGUUUCUUCAUCCGAACAAACGAAUGUUCGACCAGAACAACAUUUGCAUGUCUAUUAUUGCCUAUGUAGUGAAUUCAUUCUUGUAAUAGAUGCAAAGUUGGACAGAUUACCAAGACGUAAAACAGAUAAUGCGUAUAUUAUAGCUAAUGGUAAACGCAUCUAUAAAUUGAAUGCUAUUGAACCCUCAAAUAAUCCCAUCGUGCUCAAAAGACUACAAGGAUAUGAGAAACAAUAUCGACUCCAUUGUCCUCGUUGUAAUCUUUUCAUUGCCUAUGAAGUCACGCCUAAACGCAAAUCUGGUGCCUUUACUUAUAUAGUGGAAGGAAGCCUUACUGAUAAUCAAGGAGUUGUGCCAGCUGAUGCAAUUGAUGAAAAAGACAAUAAAACGGAUCAAUAA